Plasmodium yoelii is the source of this 684-nucleotide messenger RNA. Its product is annotated as ookinete surface protein P28. Gene Ontology annotation, cellular component: cell surface; membrane. Bases 1 to 684 code for a protein of 227 amino acids. NCBI's taxonomy places the organism in Eukaryota, Apicomplexa, Aconoidasida, Haemosporida, Plasmodiidae. The record is from RefSeq and is a predicted model, not a curated record. The transcript has a single exon.
AUGAAUUUUAAAUACAGUUUUAUUUUUUUAUUUUUUAUCCAACUUGCGAUAAGAUAUAAUAAUGCAAAAGUCACUGUAGACACGAUAUGUACAAAUGGAAAACUAAUUCAAAUGACUAGUCAUUUAGAAUGUAAAUGUAUUCCUGGAUAUGGAUUAAAAAAUGAAAACACUUGUGAGAAAAUUGUUAAGUGUGAUCAACUCGACAAUAUAAAUAAAGUAUGUGGUGAAUAUGCUAUAUGUGGAAACCAAGCAACUUUGGGUUUAGAAAAAGCUCUUGUAUGUUCAUGUGUAAAUGGAUAUUUAUUAUCACAAAAUAUAUGUAAACCAACAAAAUGUUUUAACUAUGAAUGUCCCUCUGGAAAAUGUAUACUUGAUCCUAAUAACCCUAACAAUCCAACAUGUUCAUGUGAUAUAGGAAAAAUUAUGCAGAAUGGUAAAUGUACAGGUGUAGGACAAGCCAAAUGUGCAUUGAAAUGUAAAGCUACAGAAGAAUGCAAGUUGGUUGGAACGUAUUAUGAAUGUAUUUCCAAAAACCCAGCACCAGGUACAGGCUCAGGUACAGGCUCAGGUACAGGUUCAGGUACAGGUAGUGGUACUGGAACACCAGCAAAUAGUAGUAUUAUGAACGGAAUGUCAAUAUUCAGCAUUAUUGCAUUACUUGUUAUUUAUAUAGCAGUAAUGUAA